UUACAGUUACUUGGCUGCCGAAUUUCGAAAUGCUGCGCUUCAGUUUGACACUUCUCGCCAUCAGCCUGACCUUGGCUCAAGUCCACGGAGCGGUCGACUAUUGCAAUGCAACGCUUUGUGGCACUGCCACAAACAUUGGCUGCAACAACAAUGGGACUUGGUCAACAAAUUGCCCCACGAGCCCAGCGCCGUACCUCAUCGCUAUGAACUUGACGAUGCGCCAACAUUUGGUGAAGCUGCACAAUGUGCGACGCAACAAUAUUGCUCUCGGAAAACUGCCCAGAUACGAUACGGCCAGGAGAAUGGCAACGAUGCGCUGGAGUCCACAGCUGGCAACGCUUGCCGCACUCAAUGUGAAGCAAUGCCAGAUGAAGCACGACGCAUGCCACAACACACCGCAGUACAAAAUGAGCGGACAGAACUUGGCCAUCAUUUCGUAUUCGGGCGCCUCUUCCAGCCAGACGAAUGCCGCGCUUCUGACAUCGUCGGUGACCAUGUGGUGGAACGAAAGACUGGAUGCCAACAAGAGUGUCAUCGCCAAGUAUCCCUCCGACUGGACUGGACCGCAAAUUGGACACUUUACCGUGAUGGCGCGACAGAAUAAUAUUGCUCUCGGCUGCGCAGCUGCUAGAUAUGUGACCAGCGGCAUGAACAACUUUCUGCUGGCCUGCAAUUAUGCCACCACAAACAUUGUCGGCAAUGCCGUCUAUGUGGCGGGCAACACAGCUGCCGGCUGCACCACGGGCACCAAUGUCAACUAUCCUGGUCUCUGCAAGGUGGCCGAAGUCUUCACCUACUAGAAGACAUCUAAGACAAUAAAAAUCCUGAUGUAUACAACAGAUGUGACACUUAUUUAAUUGAAUUCUAAGGC
Molecule: messenger RNA, 871 nt
Organism: Drosophila nasuta
Lineage: Eukaryota; Metazoa; Arthropoda; Insecta; Diptera; Drosophilidae
Product: antigen 5 like allergen Cul n 1-like
Exons: 3
Coding region: 30-800 (256 amino acids)
Source: RefSeq, a predicted model, not a curated record